UGAAACUAUCACAGAUGUCAUCAGAGUAGUGGAGCAGCAAGGAACAGAUGCAUGGUGGACCCUUCCUGUUGAACAACUACUGUCAAAGGAGGCGGUAGCAAAGGCUGGCGGUCACGAUGUUUCGGAUUACGUCAAGGGACAGGAUGUCCUAGACAUCUGGUUUGACAGUGGAACUUCCUGGGCUCAUGUUUUGGAAGGUGCAGAGCAAAGAGCAGAUACGUACCUUGAAGGAAAAGACCAACUGGGAGGUUGGUUUCAAUCCUCUCUAUUAACCAGCGUGGCAGCAAGGAAAAAAGCACCAUAUAAGACUCUGGUAGUUCAUGGAUUUACUCUUGGCGAGAAGGGGGAGAAGAUGUCUAAAUCUAUUGGCAACGUGGUUGACCCCGAUGUCGUUAUCAAUGGAGGCGAAGAUCACAGCAAGGACCCUCCGUACGGCGCAGACGUUCUCCGCUGGUGGGUGGCAGAAUCCAACGUUUUCACGGAGGUGCUGAUUGGGCCUGUCGUGCUGAACGCUGCACGAGAUGAUAUCAAUAAGCUUCGCAACACACUGCGCUUCAUGCUGGGAAACUUGUCCGACUUCCAUCCGGCAACCGACUCCAUCCCCGCGUCGGAGAUGUACAUAGUAGACCAAUACGUGCUGCAUUUGCUGCAGGACUACGGCAGCAAGGUCACGGAAGCGUACAAAGAAUACGACUACAGCAAAGUUGUUCGGUUGCUGCAAGCGUUCUGCUCCCGGAACUUGUCCAACUUCUACUUCAGCACAGUCAAAGACAGGCUCUAUUGCGAAGAAGAGAAGGAUCCUAAGCGUCGCUCGUGUCAGACCGUGCUCGCAGAGGCUUUGGAUGUCGUAGUCCGCUCCUUUGCCCCCAUUCUUCCCCACUUGGCAGAGGAGGUUUUCCAGCACCUCCCUUAUAAGCAAGACUCGGAGGGCGUGUUUCGGACUGGCUGGAUUAAUGCAAGCUCGGCCUGGAAGAAGCCCGGCAUUGAGGAAGCCAUAGAAGGUGCAUGUGCACUGAGAGACUCUUUCCUCGGGUCCAUCUCCGGCAAGAAUGCCUUGGAGUACGAAGUCAUCAUCGUAAUUGAGCCCGGAUUGCUGUUUGAGUUAAUGGAGGCACUGCAGGCUGAAGAAACGUCCAGUGUUUCACAGCUGAAUGAACUCAUGACGGCUUCCCAGACAACCCUGCUGAGCGAGCUGCCUAAGGAAACGCCGGCAGACGCGAGCAUCGUCGAAGGGACCUUCCUGAUUAACUUGGAAGGGGGUGUUAUCCGUGAAGAAUCUUCCUAUAAAGUUAUAGCCCUGCCCCUUGCCAAAGCGAAGUGCCCUCGCUGCAGGAGAUACACCUCUGAUUCCGCCAGCACUCCCUGCCCGCGGUGCCUCAAAGUCCUGGCUGGGAAAGGCAGCGGGUGA
This is a messenger RNA of Eurypyga helias (sunbittern), 1408 nucleotides long. RefSeq names its product isoleucine--tRNA ligase, mitochondrial. The annotation marks the transcript as partial. Gene Ontology annotation, molecular function: tRNA binding; isoleucine-tRNA ligase activity; ATP binding. Gene Ontology annotation, biological process: isoleucyl-tRNA aminoacylation. NCBI's taxonomy places the organism in Eukaryota, Metazoa, Chordata, Aves, Eurypygiformes, Eurypygidae. The transcript has 11 exons. Gene Ontology annotation, cellular component: cytosol. The record is from RefSeq and is a predicted model, not a curated record.